AUGACCUUGUUUGGACCACAGACAGACUCUCUCUUACAAAAUAAUGUGGCUUUCAAUAAUGAAAUUUUACGUGCAGAUCAACCAUUUGUCACGAUUGCUUCGUGGGUCAUGUGGGGACUUUUCACACUCUAUACACUUGUCACGAUCGUGACAUACUUUUUUAGGAGAAACAAACAACCGAUCAAGGCACGAUCAUCGUUUUUUGUUUUUAUAUUAAUAUUGGCUCACUAUUUUUCAUUUUCGAUAUUGUCACUUCGAUUGGCUGUUGGAAGAGAUGCUUUUCCUUGUGCACUGUAUUUGAGUUUUCAAUUUUAUGGAUUUCCAUUGAUUGCAAUUCCUUAUUUGGUGUUGUGUAUUCGAUUGUAUUAUAUUUCAGAAAUGAACCGAUUACAAGGUGAUUCAUUCAAAGAUCAUUUAGUUUCCAUGGGUGUAGAUUUGCUGCUAGACAAGCCAAAUGCCACGUCAGACCAUAACACCACUGGUUCAGUAACUACUCCUCGAAAUUUACAAACUGGACUUGUCUCUUCUUUGAAUGAAUUAGAUAAGAAGAAUUCUGAUCUCUCUUCCUCCUCUUCAUCACGUAUUUCAUUACGAAAAAAGAGUAGUUUGAAAUCAAAAGUGAAAGAAGCAUUACAUUUAACCAACACGACUGACUCGACCAUCACGGAUCAAGAAAAGAGAAAGAAAUGGUCUGAGAAGCGUAAAAAACGUUUAAGACAAUUGAGAAAGUUGGCACGUGACGACUUUAUUGCCAAAAUUUUCCUAUUCACAUUUUUAUUGAAUAGUAUUAUUUUCUUGGCUUAUUGUGGAGUGUUUUUGAACCGAUUGACAGGUGCUGAAACUUGGAAUGUUGGAUGUGCAGCUACAGUUGCUGUCUAUGUGGGAUCUUUUGCACUCAUUCUAUUUUAUGGAAUUUUCAUUCUCAUCUUCUUCUAUCGAGUCAUGAGAUAUGCCAAAGAAUCAUUUGGUAUUAAGGCAGAAUUAAUCACCAUUGUAGUGGUUUGGGCUUUCUUCCUUUUAUGUUUUGUCUUGUUGAGUGUCAUUCCACAAUAUCAAGAAGGUCCUGAAUACUCUUUUGCUGCAGCUUGGCUCAUUAACAUUCCAUUGUUGAUUACAAACUUUAUUAGUGUUUGGAUUCCACUCAUUAGAAGUUUCUUUUGGAAGAAUUCGGAUGGAAAAAAUCAUUCGAAAUCUUCAGGAACGAUUACAGCAUCUAAAACUGGAGACAAUUCAAUGGUAAAUCCUUCUAAAUUGAAGCAUGAAAAUAGUAUGAUUAUGGAGCUGUCAAGUGGAUCUUCAGCAUUGGAUCACAAUAGAAUUUUGAGUAUUCUAUAUCGUGAAGCUGGAAUUGUGAACGGAAAGGACAGUGACUCUCAGAAUAUUAUUGACUUGCGUAUUAUUUUGUUUGUCAUGUUUCAUGAUGAAGUUUGUCAAAAAUACUUUAAGGAAUGGUGUGAAUUAGAAUUUUCUGCUGAAAACUUUCUAUUUCUUUAUUUUGCUGAGAAAGUCUACCAUCCAGUACCCUCUCACACCUUGGAAGACAUUCAAAAGAAGAUUGCUGUUUUGGGUAAACUGAGUGACAAUUUCAUUGUGAAUGGAGCACCCUUUGAACUCAAUCUAUCGUCCAACGUGAAAAAAGAAUUUGAAAAGAAUUAUCGAUUGUUGAGCAAAACUCUUUCAUAUACACUAUCCACCAGAGUGUUGAGAGAAACAAGCGAAUCUGCACCAGCAGCAAGUAAUGCAUUGCGAGAAAAUGGAGUAAUUGUUUCAGGAGUUGGAGCAACUACCGUUACACUCAACACGGCCAAACCACGUGAUUCAGUCUUUAUUCAAGAAUGGAACGAAAAGCAUACUGAGCAAUUGAAAACAAUUUUGGAUGAAGUGGAAAUAACUUGCAAUUACAAUUUACAAGAUACUUGGUCACGCUUUAUUUUGAGCACGAAUUUUGUAGAGAUGGUGAAAGAAUUGAAAAAGUUUGAAGAUGAUAUGAAAAACAUUAACUUGGUCUAG
Messenger RNA from Naegleria lovaniensis, 2010 nucleotides. RefSeq lists its product as uncharacterized. The transcript has 3 exons. Bases 1 to 2010 code for a protein of 669 amino acids. The record is from RefSeq and is a predicted model, not a curated record. NCBI's taxonomy places the organism in Eukaryota, Heterolobosea, Eutetramitea, Acrasida, Naegleriidae.